AUGCAAGAUUUGGAGGCCAUCGUGCGCUCGCUCAUGGAGGAUCAAGGAUCGCAACCAUUUGAAUUUGCCCGGACUGUCCCCGUCCGCCGUCCGUGCCUUGAUUCUGCUUCGAGGGUCAGCGAUGUUGAACAGUUGGAGCCGGUGCCAGUGGUGGCUGGGAUCGCAGAUAGUUACGUUUGGGAAAAGGAAGGGGAGACAGGCGGGGAUGAGGAAUUCGAAGAGGUCCUUGAAGUUUUGGCAGUCUUAGAGCUCUUGAAACACGACUCGAAGGAGGUGUGUGAACGCGCCUUGGGCCUCGUGGACGCGCUGGUGAGUAGCAACCCACUCCACCGCGACGCGGUGUGGCACCAUGGUGGCAUCCCUUUGGUGGUCCAACUGCUGAAGAGUGGCCCAGCAGAGCAGCUCCAGCGCGCUUGCUCGUUGCUGAAAACCUUGGCCAGUAGCCAGAAAGAGGCACAGAUGGCUGUGGCUUGGGCUGGUGCUAUUCCCUUCUUGGUGAACUACCUGAAUCAUGACCUGGGUGCUUUGAGGGUUGAGGCUGCAAAAGCUCUGUGGAGCUUGGCGCAGAACAAUGUCGACAACCAGACGUCGAUUCUUCAGCACCAUGGGCUGCAGCGCCUGGUUCCGUUGCUGCAUGGUGGAGCCAAGGAUGCUCAAGAGCCAACGCUGCUUUUGCUGCUGGCAUUGGCGCAGGGGCAUGAGCAACAGGACGGCGUUUGGGGACAGCUGACCUUUGUGGUGUGUUUGGUGUUUUGGGCAUGA
Molecule: messenger RNA, 762 nt
Organism: Durusdinium trenchii
Lineage: Eukaryota; Dinophyceae; Suessiales; Symbiodiniaceae
Source: the annotation of a GenBank genome assembly